CCUACUAGGCACGGAGUAAGGAAGGAAAGCGAACCUCGUGCAAACCUAGCGCAGCCAGGUAUAUAUAGCUUGUACAAUGGCAGACCCCACUGAAGCAGAAACUACGAGUAAAAGUGGAUCGUCUGAUUUAGAGAAUCAAAGACAAGGUUUUGACAAUCAAAAAGCGGUGCAAAAUGAAUUAGAACAAUCAGAUGUUAAACCUAAACCCGAUGAAAAAGUAACCACUUCAAGUUCAAGCAGCAAGAAGAAAAAAAAGAAAAAAACAAGCGAUGCUGUCGAUGGACAAACAAAAGAAAAGCAGGCACUGGUUGCACCUACAAUGGACAUUCGAACUUUGCAAAAAAUGAUAGCUGGAAGUUCUAUUCGGUCUGCUGAAGAAGAGGCAAAUGAUAAAACUUAUUUAUUUUGGGAUACACAGCCUGUUCCAAAACUAGGUGACAGGAUUGAAGAAGAUAUUAACGAACCUGUUGAAGGAGAUAAAGAAGACAUACGACAAGAAUCAUUCUCCCUGCCUGGUGGAUUUGUAUGGGAUACUCUAGAUCUAGGGAAUGAAGAAGUGUUAAAGGAGUUGUAUACACUACUAAACGAAAACUAUGUUGAAGAUGAUGACAAUAUGUUUCGAUUCGAUUAUUCACCUGAAUUUCUGACAUGGGCACUUCGUCCACCAGGCUGGAAAAUGCAAUGGCAUUGUGGAGUUCGGGUGGUAUCUAACAAUAAACUAGUUGGCUUUAUCAGUGCAGUGCCAGCCAAUAUUAAAAUAUAUGAAAAAUAUGUAAAGAUGGUUGAAAUUAAUUUCUUAUGUGUGCAUAAAAAGCUACGGUCAAAACGAGUAGCACCUGUUUUAAUUAGAGAAAUCACGAGGCGUGUUAAUAUGGAAGGAAUAUUUCAGGCUGUUUAUACUGCAGGAAUCGUUUUACCCAAACCUGUUGGAACAUGCAGGUACUGGCACCGUUCUCUUAACCCAAAGAAAUUAAUAGAUGUUAAGUUUUCGCAUUUGAAGAGAAAUAUGACAAUGCAGAGGACUAUAAAGUUGUAUAAACUACCGGAGACUACAAAAACACCUGGCUUACGACCGAUGACACACAAAGAUGUAAAAUCUGGACAUACGUUAUUAUCAAAGUAUUUAUCACAAUUUCAACUAGCUCCUAAUUUUACUGAAGAGGAAUUUGAGCACUGGUUUUUACCCAGAGAUGGUGUUGUAACAUGUUACGUCGCAACGGAUGACAAAGGAAAUGUGACAGAUAUGGUUAGUUUUUACACGCUUCCAUCGACAGUUGUGGACCAUCCAAAACAUAAAACAUUAAAAGCAGCUUACUCCUUCUACAAUGUAGCAUCACAAGCCAAACUAUCCGAACUUAUGAAUGACGCUUUAGUGGUAGCGAAAAAUAAUGAUUUCGAUGUGUUCAACGCACUUAACCUGAUGCACAAUGAUCAGUUUUUAGAAGAAUUAAAAUUUGGAAUUGGAGAUGGAAAUCUUAACUACUAUCUGUAUAAUUGGAAAUGUCCAACAAUCGGUGAACGAGCUAUCGGACUGGUUCUACAAUAAAACAGAAGUGAUCAUAUAGUGUUGUCAGCAGGUGCGAGACCAAGUUACGAGCAACUGCAGUGGACUGGUUCCUUCCACACAAGCCAUGCAAGUUUCUAACAAGAUAUCUAUUAUCGUUGGUUUUAAUAAGAACAAAACAUAACAAUUAUUUUAUUUUCUUCGCCUUUUUGUCAAUUUUUAUUUUUAUACUAUUUGAGUUGUAGAUGUUUUAAUUGCGUAUUUGUUAGACGAUGUUUUUAUUCCACAACUUAGCUAUUACAAUUUAGCUAUAACUAUCUAGCUAUAACUAUCUAGCUAUAACUAUCUAGCUAUAACUAUCUAGCUAUAACUAUCUAGCUAUGACUAUCUAGCUAUAACUAUCUAGCUAUAACUAUCUAGCUAUGACUAUCUAGCUAUAACUAGCUAGCUAUAACUAGCUAGCUGUCUGCGUGUAAAUCGUAAAGAUUUAUAUAAUUGUGAUGAAUACGUUUGGAUUUUUCGUGCAAUUUAAAUCACUUUUCGUUUUUCAUUUAAAUUGAUAACGACUAAUUAAUUACGAUUGAACUUCGUAAACGUCGAAACUAUUAGUUUUGAUUUCUGCCGAUAUCAUUUUUACCCUUUCAUAGCUAAUUUCUCUCGUGCCAUUUUCUCAUGGAUUUUUCUCUUUAAAACCACUAUUUAAAUUAAAGUUUAUCAGAAGCGAAUAUAAUUUAUGGAGGAAACAAAAUGUCUCGGUUGUUUUCUUUGCAUUAUUUCUCAAGCUUGUUUUACGGCUAAUAUUACGUUAUGUGUCCCGUGUUUAGUUAUUAUUGAAACGGUUAUAAAACUUGCUCGUACAUCUGACUACUGUCAACAUCUGACUACUGCCAGAGAUUCUAAACUGGAUUUAAAAAUCUGUCAUGUGAGACGCUGUUGUAGAUUAAAUGUAUUCUUGUUUUAAAUUUCAUAAUUUUAAUAUGGUUUA
Molecule: messenger RNA, 2489 nt
Organism: Hydractinia symbiolongicarpus
Lineage: Eukaryota; Metazoa; Cnidaria; Hydrozoa; Anthoathecata; Hydractiniidae
Product: glycylpeptide N-tetradecanoyltransferase 1-like
Exons: 12
Coding region: 77-1546 (489 amino acids)
Biological process (GO): N-terminal peptidyl-glycine N-myristoylation
Cellular component (GO): cytoplasm
Molecular function (GO): glycylpeptide N-tetradecanoyltransferase activity
Source: RefSeq, a predicted model, not a curated record